This is a messenger RNA of Sus scrofa (pig), 3233 nucleotides long. The record is from RefSeq and is a predicted model, not a curated record. Lineage: Eukaryota; Metazoa; Chordata; Mammalia; Artiodactyla; Suidae.
GCUCGGGGGCGGGGCCGAGGCCUGGCGCGCGCCCGGGCGGCGCGAGCGGAAGAGCAAGAGCUUCGAGGAGGCUGCGGAAACGGAGACCGACUGCACCCCUGAUUGAAGUGGUGCCAUGCAGCAAGAAACAGAGAGAUGCAGAGUUCGAGCCAGAAGGCCUGACAUGGCGCUUUAUGUACCCAAAGCUCGAAGGGGCAUAGUACUACUCAAAUCAGGUGAUGAGGGCAAAAGCUGUGGCCCACCUAACUCCAUGGUGAAAGAAGAACAAAAGGAAGAUUCUGUCUCCCAAAAGAAGGUCUUUAGAGACAAACGUGAGGCUCAGAGACUAAGUAUUAAUCCUGAUAAAAAGGAGCACAAUCAUAGGGAAGGGAAGAAAUCCUCAACAAAAUUUAAAAAAGACACAUGCCUUCAAGGAAGAAAUAAAAAUAGGGUUUGUACUAAGAAGGCAGUCACCGAAUCCAACGAACUGUUAUCCCAAGGACAUCAGCAAAGAGUCUCAAAUCCUGGGAUUAUAUGUAGUGUACCUUUGCAAAGAUGUUUUAAACCAAAGAAGGCAGCUAUAGAGUGUUCAGAGGUUAAAAUCACAGAUGUGUCAGGACAUGAGAGGUUGCUUCUAUCUCAGUCUUGUUCAGAAAUCAAUGAGGCUCAGCUUUCAAACAAACCAUUCCAAAAUAUGGAAUUCUGUGAUUUCAGUAGGCGCAAAGUAAGUGGGGAAACAUCUGAAGACAGAGAUUUGGAAAGCAGAAUUGAAACUGAUGCCAAGGUCACGGAGAUAGUAUCCCAGUUUCCUGGAGAAAGUUCUGUGUUGAAACCUGAGAGUGUGAUUGCAUCAGUAAAACCAAGCUCUGACUGUGGAAUUGUACAAGCCAUGCAAACAUCAGGUGGAAUGUUGAAGCUCAGCAGUGGAGGCCUCACCACUGAUUCUCUUCCUGGAAGUCCAGAUGGUAUCAUUGAUCAGAAUCAUGGAGACUUUAAUGCUGAGAAUGUUAGUGAUACGGCCAACAGUACAGAUUUCAUCUUGAGUCAGAGAACUGUAGAUUCCAUUCCUGAGACUAUGGGUCAUAUCUCCCAUCAAAUGACUAAAGUUAGCAAUUUAGAGAAGACGAAUGGCGUUUUUGAUCCAGCAGUGAUUAGGGAAUGUGAGGAGAAUGAUGGCACUGCUGAUGAGUUAUGUGUAAAGCAUGAAUCUUCUGAUACAUCUGUCCUUGCUCAUGAAACAUACACAGAUAAUGGGACUAAGAGUGUAGGUGACAUUACCAAUAAGGCAUGUAUGAUGAACAUUACAGAUAUCAUAUCUGAUCAAAUAACUGUAGGCAGCCCUUGUUUAGUUGCAGCUAGAGUAGCUGAUGAGGCCUGUAGCGACACAAGUAGUUUCUCAGACUAUUUAGAAAUGAUGUAGAUACAGCCCCUCUUCAUGUAGCUAAAAGUGGGAAUGACACUGAAAAUAGCAGCAGCCUGACUGCUUGCUCAGAUAUUUAUGUUGAGAAUAUUUCAUCUAGUUUCACAGAGUCAACAGGAAAGUUGAUAGAAAGUUUGUCAGAUUGUGCUUCUUCCUUACCUAUAAAGAAGAUUGCUGGUAGCAAUUGUAACACAUUUUUGGACUCUGAACUCAGUAUGUUAAAUGGGACAAAAGUACUUUCAGACAGUGCCUUGGGCAGUGAUCUAGAUUGUACUGGUGAUGUAACUGAGGCAUUGCAUGAACUAAAAACGCUGAAGAGUUCAAAACAGAAGAGGACUCAGAGAAUAUAGAAUUUGGUGUAUCCUUUCCUGAUAUGGAAUCAAUAUCUAUGGAAACCUCCAUGAACCUGAAAGCAACGGAAAUGUCUCACACAGAAGGAAGCACUCCUAGUGAGGAGAGUUGGGAGUCUAUGUUUAAUGAUGACGGCGACUGCCUGGAUCCACAUCUUCUGCAAGAGUUAUCAGGGAAUAUGACGAAUAGAGAAAGCAUCCAGGAACCUAGAUUCGAUUAUUACAACCAUGAAGUUCCUGAUACUGACCUCAGUGAUUGUGAAUUCGCACAUGUCAUUGAAAUUUAUGAUUUCCCCCAAGAAUUUCGUACCGAAGAUCUCCUACGGGUUUUCUGCAGUUAUCAAAAGAAAGGAUUUGAUAUUAAAUGGGUGGAUGAUACACAUGCCCUAGGAGUAUUCUCCAGUCCGAUUACAGCUCGUGAUGCUCUGGGUAGUAAACAUAGCAUGGUGAAGAUGCGGCCCUUGUCACAAGCCACUAGAGCAGCCAAGGCCAAAGCUAGAGCUUAUGCUGAGUUUCUCCAGCCAGCAAAGGAGCGUCCUGAGACUUCGGCAGCCCUAGCCAGAAGGUUAGUCAUCAGUGCCCUUGGAGUUCGAAGUAAGCAGAGCAAAACAGAACGGGAAGCAGAGCUCAAGAAACUGCAGGAAGCCCGAGAGAGAAAACGAUUAGAAGCCAAGCAACGGGAAGACAUCUGGGAAGGCAGAGACCAGUCUGCAGUUUGAACAUCACUCCGUGAUAGGGAUAAUUCCAUGAAUUCAGGAAAGAUUUCCAUAAUCUUCAGAAAAGGGGAUUUUUCCCGAGCUCUGUGUACAUGCCGAUGAGCAUGUUAAUGAAAGACAGAGAUAAAGCAAAGGGAUCAAGACCAGGGCUGACCAGGGACAGGAGGAGGAUAGGCUCCUGUCUGUCUUCCCUCCUAAACGCAGUUCUUUGGAAUCACCUUCCUGUGUUGGGCAUGGAAGGGAGCCAUCAGCUGGAGAGAAACUCGGAAGAUGUGACUUCAGGAGUCCUGGACAGGACACAACCGUUAGCACUUCCAAGGUGUUCCAAGCAAAUACAAAACAGAGGAUUCAAAUCUGAAGGGAGAUUAGGUAGGCCUUGCAAAGGCAGGGUGUUCCAUAGUGCCUCACAAAGCUGAGAACAGCAGUGUUGCAGGGGCAGGUGAGGUAGGGGCAGGGGCGGGGCACAGGGAACGGAGCUGUUGGUGCAAAGAGAUGGCACCGUGUCUCAUGUAUGUGGUACUCACAGAAUCUACACGCCAGUUCCAGAACCCGAAGUUGGCGAACUGCCACAGGUGUUAGGUGUUUGGACCCUGGAGUUUGUACUAAGCUGAGGGCCUGGGCCGCUCCAGCUGCACAGCAGUCAAGGCCAUGCCAGCUUCGUUCCUCAUGGGAAGCCAGUCUCUUGGGAGCUGCAUGCCAGUUCCAGUUUAAGCAGUUCUGUUGUGUUGUAAGAGGAAGACAUUAAAGCCCAUUUGAUGACUUCUGUCA